Branchiostoma belcheri (Belcher's lancelet) is the source of this 1895-nucleotide messenger RNA. RefSeq lists its product as uncharacterized. The transcript is spliced from 3 exons. Lineage: Eukaryota; Metazoa; Chordata; Leptocardii; Amphioxiformes; Branchiostomatidae. Bases 976 to 1737 code for a protein of 253 amino acids. The record is from RefSeq and is a predicted model, not a curated record.
UGUUUUAUUCGUUUAUGACACACCACUUUCUCCUUGCAAUUGUUUACACACCUGAACCGUCUUUUCGUCGUGGGAAAGUAGGCACGUUAUCAAAAGAGGAUAUAUGAAAUUUAUUUUAUUCGUUUAUGACACCACUAUCACCUUGCAAUUAUUUACACACCUGAACCGUGUUUUGUCGUGGGAAAGUGCGCACAAUACCAAAAGAGGAUAUGAAAUUUGUUUGAUUCGAUUAUGACACACCACUAUCUACUUGCAAUUGUUUGCACACCUGAACCAUGUCGUACUCAACAAAGACAAUCCAUACAUUGUUGGAACAAGUUUCGUUUUAACGAAAUAACAUACUUUGACAUUACAGACACUUUAAGUAUACCUUCAAAAUAGUCAUAGACUUACCUCUAUGGGUAGGUCAAACGUUGACAAGGCGCGUUAUCUUAGGAAGGGGUCAGCAAUCUUUCUAUGUAAUCCCACACGUUCCUACGGUUCGUGUUGGUUCGUCGCUGGCUGUCGCUUUUGGGGCUCUUUUCAUCUUUCUGCGAGCGUGCCGGUAUUCUUUUCGCUGUUAGUCUGAGAAGGUCUCUCUUGUAGUUCCAAACAUUUCGCUGUGGUAAAGUCUCCGAAGACUGCAUUCUGUUUGUCUAUUCGCAACGUUUCGUUUAUAGUAAAUGAGGAUUCGGAACCUUACCUCCUAGUGUUUUAGUAAAUAAACAACCCCAAUAACCGAGAGACCACACAGAAACACGACGGUUACGUUCCCGUCGCAAAGAUGUACCGCUAAUGACUUGACAAAUACAAUCUUUGUCUCAUUUCUGCCAUCUUUGUUUGUGUUUCCAAAAGUUUUUGUUGUGACGGUCCAAGCUGUAUUGGAGCCAGUUAUUAGGUUGUUCCGCAUAACACACCGGAGUCGGUGUGAAUAUAUACGGGCGGUCUUGCUCGCCGCACAAACCCGCGCUACAGAAGUUGUAACUGGUCACGAAAAUGGAGUCCAACGAUAGCUUCGACCAUGAGAUGAUAGACGUGAUAGAUCUCGACUACUACGACGAUUUGUUGGCUCUUUUUGAUGACUACUACGACGACGAUUUGUUGGCUCUGUUUGAUGACGUUUUUGUCGACGAGAAUAUGGAUCAGCAGCCUUUUGUGGAGUGGACACCACCCACUCCUCCGGCGACUCCCCAGUCCGACGCGGCUGUACCACCACCAAACGUCGUGCCCGCGGUGAUGGAUGGGGGAUGGUCACCGGUCACUCCGACAUCAACUCCGCCACCACCAGACAACCCCGUCUUUGUUGCACCGACCGUGCAAGUCUACGAUUAUCAACAUGUUCCAGUUCCAGCCUACUGGAACGCCUACGACGACCGACAGGUGUACGCCGCUGCGUACGCCCAGCAGCAGUACCCAUGGUCAGGCUAUGCCGCCGCCAUGGACUACUAUGGGCCCUACUAUGACCAACAGAUGUACGCGCAUGAAUACGCCCAGCAGGUGUACCCAGAUCACCACAUCGACACGGCCCCUCCGCAGGCUUCGCCUGUCAUGAUGGAUGUGAACCUCUCCCCGUCCACCCUUCCCGUCGACGCGGCGGAAGUGAUGCGAACAUUGGCCAAUGUUCCUUUGUCCGCGUGGGGAGAGGCCGAGUUCCAUGACCAGUGGGGCGCCACCGACUCCUAUACUACUCCGACAGCGGCGAAAAGGUCUGGCGGACCCAUGGAGGAUGAGCCUCCAAGAAAACAUCCAAGGCACUAAACGUCUAAAGAGAUCCGUCUUGGAGAGCGCCGUCCUUUGAUUAAAGCACAAAUCAUUACGGCAAAUAAAGUGUACAAAACAUGCAUCCUAGUACUCUGUCGUUUUUCUUUAGUCCUGCUUUGAGACAAUAUAAAGGUAUGGUUGUCAAUUACGUUGAA